AUGGAGCCCGCUGUGUCGCUGGCGGUGUGCGCGCUGCUCUUCCUGCUCUGGGUUCGCGUGAAAGGGCUGGAGUUCGUUCUCAUCCACCAGCGCUGGGUGUUUGUGUGCCUCUUCCUCCUACCUCUCUCGCUCAUCUUCGACAUCUACUACUACGUGCGCGCCUGGGUGGUGUUCAAGCUCAGCAGCGCGCCGCGGCUGCACGAACAGCGCGUGCGGGACAUCCAGAAGCAGGUGCGGGAAUGGAAGGAGCAGGGCAGCAAGACCUUCAUGUGCACGGGGCGGCCGGGCUGGCUCACCGUCUCACUGCGGGUUGGCAAGUACAAGAAGACACACAAAAACAUCAUGAUCAACCUGAUGGACAUUCUGGAGGUGGACACCAAGAAACAGAUUGUCCGAGUGGAGCCCUUGGUGACCAUGGGUCAGGUGACCGCCCUGCUGACCUCCAUUGGCUGGACUCUGCCUGUGUUGCCCGAGCUGGAUGACCUCACAGUGGGAGGACUGAUCAUGGGCACAGGCAUCGAGUCUUCGUCCCAUAAGUAUGGCUUGUUCCAGCACAUCUGCACUGCCUAUGAGCUGGUCUUGGCCGAUGGCAGCUUUGUACGAUGCACACCGAUGGAAAACUCAGACCUGUUCUACGCCGUGCCCUGGUCCUGCGGGACUCUGGGCUUCCUGGUGGCUGCCGAGAUCCGCAUCAUCCCUGCCCAGAAGUACAUCAAGCUGCGGUUUGAGCCAGUGCGCGGCCUGGAGGCCAUCUGUGACAAGUUCACCUAUGAGUCCCAGCGGCCGGAGAACCACUUCGUGGAAGGGCUGCUCUACUCCCUGGAGGAGGCCGUCAUCAUGACGGGGGUCAUGACGGACGAGGCAGAGCCCAGCAAGCUGAAUAGCAUUGGCAACUACUACAAGCCGUGGUUCUUCAGGCACGUGGAGAACUACCUGAAGACAAACCGAGAGGGCCUGGAAUACAUCCCCUUGAGACACUACUACCACCGCCACACGCGCAGCAUCUUCUGGGAGCUCCAGGACAUCAUCCCCUUUGGCAACAACCCCAUCUUCCGCUACCUCUUUGGUUGGAUGGUGCCUCCCAAGAUCUCCCUGCUGAAGCUGACCCAGGGCGAGACGCUGCGCAAGCUGUAUGAGCAGCACCACGUGGUUCAGGACAUGCUGGUGCCCAUGAAGUGCCUGCCGCAGGCCCUGCACACCUUCCACAACGACAUCCAUGUCUACCCCAUCUGGCUGUGCCCAUUCAUCCUGCCCAGCCAGCCGGGCCUGGUGCACCCCAAGGGGGACGAGGCUGAGCUCUAUGUCGACAUCGGUGCCUACGGGGAGCCACGUGUGAAGCAUUUUGAAGCCCGGUCCUGCAUGAGGCAGUUGGAGAAGUUUGUCCGAAGUGUGCACGGGUUCCAGAUGCUGUAUGCUGACUGCUACAUGGACCGGGAGGAGUUCUGGGAGAUGUUCGACGGCUCUCUGUACCACAGGCUGCGGAAGCAGCUAGGCUGCCAGGACGCCUUCCCUGAGGUCUACGACAAGAUCUGCAAGGCUGCCAGGCACUGA
Rangifer tarandus platyrhynchus (Svalbard reindeer) is the source of this 1551-nucleotide messenger RNA. NCBI's taxonomy places the organism in Eukaryota, Metazoa, Chordata, Mammalia, Artiodactyla, Cervidae. The record is from the annotation of a GenBank genome assembly.